Rasamsonia emersonii CBS 393.64 is the source of this 1404-nucleotide messenger RNA. Its product is annotated as Histone chaperone rtt106. The transcript is spliced from 4 exons. Bases 1 to 1404 code for a protein of 467 amino acids. Lineage: Eukaryota; Fungi; Ascomycota; Eurotiomycetes; Eurotiales; Trichocomaceae. Gene Ontology annotation, molecular function: nucleosome binding; histone binding. The record is from RefSeq and is a predicted model, not a curated record.
AUGGCUUUCGCGGCAAUCAAUUCCUCUGGAAACAGGCAGACCUUCUCCGUGGUGAAUAAUACGUCUGCAGGCGUCCAGCAGUGGCCUGCAGUAGACUACUCGAUCAUAGACAAGGCCUUUGCUGCGGAUGCCUCACUCAGAAAGCGCGUCUAUGAUGCGAUCAGUGCCUCUCCUCAGCAUGGGCCUCUGUUCCAAGAUAUCGCCCAAUACACCUACAGUCUAAGCGCCAGAACUCAGAAUCCGGUCGCUCAGCCAGUGCAGCCGGUUGAAGAGGAGCCUGCUAUAAAGAAACGAAAGUUACAGAAUGGAGACGCUGUAAAGAGCACUGCGGUCGUGUCCGACCUGGCCGCGGAUGUUCCUUUGCAAUUUUACGUGCAAGAUGUGUCGUUUGCGGUCCCACAGCGUAAGAAGCUGGCGCUGGAGAUCACAGCUGCGGGCGGCUUUCUCCGGGCAAGAAACCAGACUUCUAAGGAAAUCGAAUUUGGCAUCCCGAUGGGAAAAAUCCAGCAUGUGCUUUGUCUCCCUGUGCCCGAGAAAUCUCAGCGACAGUUCAAUUUCUGCGUCAUCCCCAAGUACGGCGACGGGAUCACACCUCCUCCGGAAGGCGAAGCGGUCCCGGAGUCUAUGGUGUGGACGGUUGCAGAUGGUCCGCUCAAGGCAGCGUACACCGGGACUGGACAGCAAAUUGGCAGCGAGGAGACCGCCGAUGUUCUUCUCCGGAGAAUUUUGAACGAGACCCUUGGUCACACCAAGGUUAUACGGCCCGAUGAACGAGAGUUCGUGAGCGCGAUGCCCGAAGCGCAUCGCAAGGGCGAGAAGGCAUUUCAUGUGAAAGCCUUCCGUGGCAGUAAAGAAGGCUAUCUCUUCUUCCUUUCUACCGGAAUCUUCUUCGGUUUCAAGAAACCACUCCUAUUUUUUGCGUUCGAGAAUAUCGAGUCCAUCUCGUACACGUCCGUCCUCCAGAGGACUUUUAACCUCAACAUCGCCACUCGCAUUGAUUCCAGUCAGAACUCCCAGGAGAUCGAGUUUGCAAUGAUCGACCAGGCCGACCAUGCUGGAAUUGACGCAUAUGUGAAGAGACACGGUCUGCAGGAUGCUAGUUUGGCGGAAGCCCGACGCGCAAAGAAGUACAACGUCAACGCAGAAAAGGGUGGCCAGGACACCGGCGAAGGCGAGAUGGAACAGGAGAGUGAGCUCCAAAAGGUCCAGCGUGAACUGGAGGAUCAGGAGGAUGAAGAAGAGGAGGACUAUGACCCGGGCAGCGAGGGCGAUAGUGAUGGAAGCGAAUCGAGCAGUGAGGAGGAAGACGGCGAAGGUGAGGGCUUUGAGUACGACGAGGGGAGAGAUUUGGUGAAGGAGGAGCUAGGAAGCGAGGCUGAAGAGAUUCCACCGGACGAGCUGUAG